AUGCCCGCUACCGCGGAGGCCGUCAACGGCCAUGACUCACAAAAUGGUGUAAAUGGAACACAUAAACCAGACGAGAUACCCGUCACGAGCAUCUUCGCGAACUUUGUCGCCAAUGCAAAUACCGAUGAUCUCACUCCUCACAUACGAGACCGUCUCAAAGAAUACAUUAUCGACUUCUUCGGCGUCUCACUCGCCGCGGGCCACUCGUCGGAAUCGACGCUGCCAUUCUGCAACGCCGUCAAGGCUCUGGGAGGACAGAAUAAUGGCUCAUGUACAGUCCUUGGUAAAGGCAAAACUUUUACUCCUCAAUAUGCCGGUUUAUUGAAUGCCACCCUGGGCCAUUCUUUGGAUUUUGACGACACCUACGCGAAAGGGACGCUGCACGCCGGUGUCACUGCCAUCGGCGCAGGCUUGACACAAGCAGAACUGUUGGGCGAUCAAGCGAGCAUGGACCGGUUUCUGCUGGCCGUUGCUGUGGGAUAUGAAAUCACCUGUCGCUUGGGCAAGGAACUUGGCAAUGAUGCAUACGCUCGCGGCUUUCACAAUACGUCCACGGCCGGAAUCUUUGGUGCAGUUGCAACCAUCGCAGUCCUCAAAGGCUUGCCCAUCGAGACCGUCGAAAACGCAUUUGGCCUGGCGGGCUCAAAGGCAGCCGGAUCAAUGCAAUAUCUCGAGAACGGAAGUUGGAACAAGAGACUCCACCCGGGCUUCGCAGUGCAUGAUGCGUUUAUGUGCGUGGCUCUGGCCGAGGCAGGCGUUAUUGGCGCGGCCAAGAUCUUCGAAGGGACAUUCGGUUUUCUGCAUGCGUACAGUCCGAAACCAGAUAAGGAUCUGACCUAUCUCACUGCAGAUCUAGGUAAGAGAUGGGAGUUUCUUGAGACCUCUCUGAAGCCAUUCCCAGCAUGCCGAAUGACACACGGCUUCAUCGAGCAUGCGGUGAAAUUGGGGCGUGACAAGGGCUGCUCGAAAGCCCAGGAUGUCAAGAGCAUUACUUUGGCCCUGAGUCCCGCAAACGUGGGCGUUGUCGGUGCACCAAUUCCCAACAAAGUCCAUCCGGAGAACAUGGUCGACGCCCAAUUUUCUGCUUAUUUCACCACGGCGAACAGUUUCCUGUACGGCUCCGACAAUGGCGUCCGCUGCUAUGAAAAGGACAGGCUCAUGGACCCCCAGAUCCGAGAGCUAUCCGACAAGAUUAGAUGUGUUGGCGACAGCUCCAUCCGGGAAUUUGGUUCGAAGAUGAAAGUCGAGUAUGCAAAUGGGGAGGUUGCCGAGAUUGACAUUCCCUAUCCCCUAGGAGAGUUGCAACAUCCUUUCACGAGGGAGCAGGUUGAUGCGAAGUUCUUCAGUCUCGUCAACCCGAUCUACGGGGAAAAGACGGCGAGGAGGAUACGUGAUGCGGUGGACAGCAUUGAGAAACAUACUGUGAGCGAGUUGCUCGGGAUGUGUUGA
Cladophialophora psammophila CBS 110553 is the source of this 1449-nucleotide messenger RNA. RefSeq lists its product as uncharacterized. The record is from RefSeq and is a predicted model, not a curated record. The transcript has a single exon. Gene Ontology annotation, molecular function: lyase activity. NCBI's taxonomy places the organism in Eukaryota, Fungi, Ascomycota, Eurotiomycetes, Chaetothyriales, Herpotrichiellaceae. Bases 1 to 1449 code for a protein of 482 amino acids.